UUAAAGUAGAAGAGGAAAAAAAACUCACUGCCCUUGGUUCAGUGGCCUUGACCUGGAUUGCAGCAUGGCCUACACAGACUAGAGCUGCAGUUUCUCAGAUAGUCGCUCUGAGCCACAGGCUGACACACAGCCUGGGGCAGGUGGAAUCUUUGGAAAAUUUAGCUGAUAAAUUUUAAAAAAUGUCUCUCCUGAAUGUGUCCAAACCGUUUUUUCAGAGUUAUAACUUCACCGUAUCUGAGCAUGUGUUUUACAGGGUCAGCACACAGAACCUCUGAGACAAAAAGUCCCCUUUUCUGACAAAUUUCAAGUCCGUCCAUCAAAGCGCACAGUUACAAUUUUUUUAAAGAAAAGGUCACUAGAAUUUGUCUUUAUGGUAAAGAAACAUAUCUCCCCUGCUUAAGUUUUCACCAAAUGUAUGAGGAAAAGCUUGGUCUGCACAAUGCAGUUUGGUUUAAUGAACAGGACACUGACUGGUGUCAAGCAACAAUGGUACCAUUCUUAAUUCUGCCACCAACCUAACACGUGACCUUAGGAAAAUCACUGCCCUUUUCUGUGCCUCUCUUUUCCUUCACACCCUUUUUCUGUCUUGUCUACUCAGACUGCUGGCUCCUGAGGAGAAUGGCUGAGACAGAGACUUACAAUGCAUGUGUUCAAUGCUUAGGACAGUGGGGCACUGAUCUCAUUUGGGGCCUCCAGGCACUAACGACAAUGAUGCAAUGAAAUGAGGUGAGCAUGAAAUGGAAGGCGCUUUCUCCAACACUAUCCUGAAAAAUAACAGAACAGAAAGGAAUUAAUUCCAAGUCGCAUUGAUUGAAAUUGACUGACCUGUCAAAGGGCCAAUGAAACGAGAAGAACAGUUAGUACCAUUUGUAUUUUAAGCUCAUGUUUUGUAUUACGUGAGCCAUAUUUUUUAUGAAGCAGCAUGCAUCUUCUACCUUUGUAGGCACAGAAGGAAGUCCAUCCCAAAGCAGAGUUUGAAACACUGCUAAUUAUUGUUCUUCAGAGCUCCCACAGUGUGCUGACUAACACCCUCCCCAUCACAAAGCUUUCACAGUCUAAUAGUAGAUGUGAUGUGACAGGUGAAAGCUGCAAACAAUAGCUGAAGAAACAGAAGUACAGGCAGACAAAAGCCCCCAAAAUAGGACCGUGUGGUUAGGUAGCUAUUACAUAAACAUCUUAUGCCACAAUCUAUUCUACAAUAUGUAAAGAAACCUCCCUCCACACAACCCACCAAAAUCCCUUUGCAGAUAAAGUCUCCCCUCACCCACACCAAAUCUUCUGUCUCUGUCCAAUGCAUGGCCUUCCCACCCCACAGCCUCCCACACCAUAGACCCUUCGCCAUCUAACCAUGCUGUCUCCACUCCACUUUACUCCCCAGGCUAGUUCUCCUGCUAGUCCUCCAUACCUGCUAAUGAUCCAGUCUCCUUCAGCUUAACUUUGCAUCCACUUUUCAUGAGACAUUUUCAGGCCCAUGGUCAGGUUUCUUCCUGGGUCUUCCCCAUGGAAGUAGAUGGCAGGAGGGAGGGCCCUGCUAUACUUUCUCAGUAAAAAGGCUCUGGAGCCUAGUAAUCUAACCUAGCAUUCUUGCAGAAAGGUCCUCCCCCUCCUUUUAUAAGCAAGAGUGCCAGCUGGCUUGUAGCAGUCAUCUUUGGUGCCCUUUUGGCCUGGAAAAGCUAUGAUGAAAGGAUUCUAGGUUUAUGAUAUCUCAUAAUAAGACUCAGCUUUUACAUCUGGUGGCUUUGGACCAGGAGACACGAGAGGAUUUCACGCAUGGUGACAUUUCUCAAAUUCAUCCAGCCAGCAAAGAAAAUGCUUCCACCCUCCUCGUACUGUGAAGGGCUUGGCCAGUGCCAUGGAGGGGGGUGUGCAGGUAUUCUUUCUCUCUUCCUAGGUAGAGCUUACACAACAUGAAUGAAAUGAAAUGAAAGGUAUCUUUCUGCUCCUCAGUGUGGCUCCCAGGGUUACAUACCUGAGGGAACACACCGAGCAGCAGGAAUAUCUGAGGAGGUCAAACAAGUUUGCUUUUUUGUUUGCUCUCGAGGCGUUCCCUUCUAUUGUUAUUUCAGGCAGAAAGGGAAGUCUCCUUGCCAUUCAUACAGGUGCAAAAGGAGAAGGGCUCAGGCCAUUUUUACUUCCCUGGGAGCACACACACUCCUGUCUUUCUUGUCUGCGGUGAGCACCUCAUUCCUCUUUUCCCUUCUAUUAUUGGAGGGUGCUGAAAUUCUCUUCACGCUCUUCAUCUUUCCUUGGUCUCUUCUUACCUUCCCCCCAGGUCUCUGGGAUCACUGAAGCCUUCUCUGCUGCAGGAGGGCAGAGCUAUGCCUUACAUCUACCAGGACUCAAGACCCCAGGCUCCCCCGCUGCCCCAGACUGCACGGGCCACACACUCCUCUGGCAAGACAUAUGAGGAGCUGAAGCGCAAGUGCCAGCAGGAGGGAAUCCUGUUUGAGGACUGUGACUUCCCAGCCACUGACUCCUCUCUUUUCUUCAGUGAGAGGCCAUCAAUCCCCUUUGUGUGGAAAAGGCCUGGGGACAUUGUUAAUGACCCACAGUUUAUAACUGGAGGAGCUACAAGAACUGACAUUUGUCAAGGGGAUCUUGGUGACUGCUGGCUAUUGGCAGCCAUAGCUUCACUUACUCUGAAUGACAAAACCUUAGCCAGAGUUGUACCUCAGGAUCAAAAUUUUGGACCUGGUUAUGCUGGAAUAUUUCACUUUCAGUUUUGGCAACACAAUGAGUGGCUGGAUGUCAUUAUCGAUGAUCGAUUACCGACUUUCAAGGGCCGCUUGGUUUUCCUGCACUCAGCUGAACACAAUGAAUUUUGGAGUGCUUUACUGGAGAAGGCCUAUGCCAAACUGAAUGGCAGUUAUGAAGCCCUGAAAGGAGGCAGUGCAAUAGAAGCCAUGGAAGAUUUCACUGGAGGAGUUGGAGAAAUGUAUGAAGUUAGAAAAGCCCCUGACAAUUUCCAUGACAUUUUAGAGAAAGCACUUAAGAAAGGUUCCAUGGUGGGCUGUUCCAUUGAUACUAGCAGCACUGCUGAGUCAGAAGCUCGAACCCCUUUCGGCCUUAUAAAAGGUCAUGCAUAUUCAGUAACUGGCAUUGAUGAGGUGAGCUAUCGGGGCCGGAAGGUGGACCUCAUAAGAAUAAGAAACCCAUGGGGGCAAGUGGAGUGGAAUGGCCCUUGGAGUGACAAUUCUUCUGAGUGGCGUUUGGUCAGCCCAUCUGAGAGGGAACGCUUAUGUCAGACCUCACUGGAUGACGGGGAGUUCUGGAUGAAAUUUGAAGACUUUAAAAGGCAUUUUGAUAAAGUGGAGAUCUGCAACCUCACACCUGAUGCACUUGAGGGCAAUGCUGCCCAGAAGUGGGAGGUGACAGUUCACCAAGGGAGCUGGGUCCGGGGUUCUACUGCUGGAGGAUGCAGAAAUUUUCUAGAGACCUUUUGGACAAAUCCACAGAUCAAGCUAUGUUUGACAGAGAAAGAUGAUGGGCAAGAUGAAUGCACAUUUUUAGUGGCUCUGAUGCAAAAGGAUCGGCGUAAACUCAAAAAAAUAGGUGCUGAAAUGCUAACAAUUGGCUAUUCUAUUUAUGAGAGCCCUAGCAAGGAUGGCCACUUGCCCAAAGACUUCUUCAGAUACCAUGCUUCCAAGGCAAGGAGCAAAACCUACAUUAAUCUAAGGGAAAUCUCUGAUCGAUUCCAGCUGCCACCUGGGGAUUAUGUUCUUAUUCCUAGCACUUUUGAGCCACACCGGGAAGCUGACUUCUGCCUGAGAAUCUUCUCUGAGAAGAAAGCCAUUACCCAGGAUCUGGAUGAAAAUGUUGCCAUUGAUCUCCCAGAACCCCCUAAUCCAGCCAUAACCCAACAGGAAACUGACGAGGAAAAACAAUUCCGGGCACUGUUUGAACAAAUUUCAGGAGAGGACCUGGAGAUAUCCGCAGAGGAACUUGAAAAUGUUCUGAAUGCAGUAUUGAAAAAAACAAAGAGUAUCAAAUUCAAGAAAUUAAGCCUCAUUUCAUGCAGAAACAUUAUUUCUCUUAUGGAUUCCAGUGGUAAUGGGAAGCUGGGAUUUAAUGAAUUCAAGAUUUUCUGGGAUAAACUAAAGAAGUGGAUAAGCAUCUUUCUUCUUUUUGACUUGGAUAAAUCUGGCACCAUGUCCUCCUAUGAGCUUCGUAACGCCCUGAAAGCUUCAGGCUUUCAACUCAAUAAUUACCUGCUGCAGCUGAUUGUCCUGAGAUAUUCUGAUGAACAGUUCCAGAUUGAUUUUGACGAUUUCCUAAACUGCUUAAUUCGCUUAGAGAAUGCAAGCCGGGUAUUCCAGGAACUAAGCAUGAAAAACAAGGAAGUCGUUAAUCUGAACAUAAGUGAGUUUAUCAGCCUGGCAAUGAACAUUUGA
Gavialis gangeticus (Gharial) is the source of this 4391-nucleotide messenger RNA. It is a transcript of the gene CAPN9, whose product is annotated as calpain 9. Lineage: Eukaryota; Metazoa; Chordata; Crocodylia; Gavialidae. The record is from RefSeq and is a predicted model, not a curated record. The coding region runs from base 2319 to 4391 and encodes 690 amino acids. Gene Ontology annotation, cellular component: cytoplasm. Gene Ontology annotation, biological process: proteolysis. The transcript has 20 exons. Gene Ontology annotation, molecular function: calcium-dependent cysteine-type endopeptidase activity; calcium ion binding.